This is a messenger RNA of Fusarium coffeatum, 888 nucleotides long. RefSeq lists its product as uncharacterized. Bases 1 to 888 code for a protein of 295 amino acids. NCBI's taxonomy places the organism in Eukaryota, Fungi, Ascomycota, Sordariomycetes, Hypocreales, Nectriaceae. The record is from RefSeq and is a predicted model, not a curated record. The transcript is spliced from 2 exons.
AUGAAGUUCUUCAGUCAUCUCCUCACAGUGUCUUCAGUCUACAUUGGAUUCCCUGUCGCGGCCCAAAACAACAGUAGCAGCUCCGAUACCCAAUGCUCCCCAGUAACUGAAGAUCUCGCCGAGGGUGAUGUUUCGUUCAACGCUACUGGCACAACAACAUUCUCCCUUCUUGAGCAGGAAGAAUGGCACUUAUCAAUGACAUUUCGAUUUCGCCUUGCCAGGAACACCACUACCGUCAAGGAUGUCUCCUCUUAUGGUGAGCCUGCCGUGUGGCUCAGCGUGCCAGAAUCAUUCCCCGAAACGACGAGAGGCAAAGAGAUUGAACUGUGCUACUACGAAAUGGACCCUGUGAAUGCGACUUCAGACUCAGAAUCCGGAGGUAGCAACGCGACCUGCGACGGGAUACUCAGUGAGGAAUGUCAGGAAGCAUUGCGAAGCGCACCAAGACCACGUGACGGGGACUGCCCUGACGUCGACGUCAAGGAAGCUUGCGGCCGACCAAUAAGACUAUGGACAAGCAAACCAUUCAAUCUCACGCAGCAAGAUUGUACAUUCAACGGCCUACCACAAGUCGAUAUUCCAGACGACUAUCAGACGCAGAGUGUAAUGUGGCAAGGGAAGUUGCUUCCUGCUGCAGAAGAGGAGUUCCUUGAUUCAUAUGACUUGCUUGUCCGACAACCAGUUCCGGUCCUCAUCACAGCGCGGCUCCCAGGAAAUAAAAAUGAUGCCGCAGAGAUCGCCUGCCUAGCUACCAAGAACAUCUCGGAAGGGAGCCGUGUUCCGCAGAGUGAGUUUCCACCGAGCGGCGCGACUUACCUGGAUGUUAAGAGAGGUUUAACCUACUUUGCGGUGCUGUCUUGUUUAACUGGCUACAUCUUGGCGUUGUAG